This is a messenger RNA of Diceros bicornis minor, 12566 nucleotides long. RefSeq names its product ring finger and CCCH-type domains 2 (gene RC3H2). Gene Ontology annotation, molecular function: metal ion binding. The record is from RefSeq and is a predicted model, not a curated record. Lineage: Eukaryota; Metazoa; Chordata; Mammalia; Perissodactyla; Rhinocerotidae. The transcript has 21 exons. The coding region runs from base 271 to 3906 and encodes 1211 amino acids.
AGGCGGAGGGAGGAGGAGGAGGCCCCGCCGCGGCCUCCGCCGCCGCCGCCAACGGGGCUGUCCCUGUAGCUCCCGAUGGAGUUUGAGGUCGUGAAACCGCCGCCGAGCUCUGCCCCGGCGAGACGAGGCGCCUCCGUCGCCGAGCCGCGCCGUCGCGGGGCUCCCGGGAGCGGCCCUUAGCGACCCCGCCCGGGCCCCCUCAGCUUACAAAACACUACACAGCAAAAUAAUGAUCUACUAGACUGCUAACCCGAGCAUCCAGCUUCCACAAUGCCUGUGCAGGCAGCUCAAUGGACAGAAUUUCUGUCCUGUCCAAUCUGCUAUAAUGAAUUUGAUGAGAAUGUGCACAAACCCAUCAGUUUAGGUUGUUCACACACUGUUUGCAAGACCUGCUUGAAUAAACUUCACCGAAAAGCUUGUCCUUUUGACCAGACUGCCAUCAACACAGACAUUGAUGUGCUUCCUGUCAACUUUGCACUUCUCCAGUUAGUUGGAGCCCAGGUACCAGAUCAUCAGUCAAUAAAGUUAAGUAAUCUAGGUGAGAACAAACACUAUGAGGUUGCAAAGAAAUGCGUCGAGGAUUUGGCACUCUACUUAAAACCACUAAGUGGAGGUAAAGGUGUAGCUAGUUUGAACCAGAGUGCACUGAGCCGUCCAAUGCAAAGGAAACUGGUGACACUUGUAAACUGUCAACUGGUAGAGGAAGAAGGUCGUGUAAGAGCCAUGCGAGCAGCCCGUUCACUUGGAGAAAGAACUGUAACGGAACUAAUAUUACAGCACCAGAACCCUCAGCAAUUGUCUGCCAACUUAUGGGCUGCUGUCAGGGCUCGAGGAUGCCAGUUUCUAGGGCCAGGUAGGAUAGAACACUAUCUUGCCUUUUUUAUUGGCUGUCAGAGCUACAGGAUGCCAAUUUCUAGAGCUAUGCAAGAGGAGGCCUUGAAGCUGGUGUUGCUGGCAUUAGAAGAUGGUUCUGCUCUUUCAAGGAAAGUUCUGGUACUUUUUGUUGUGCAAAGACUAGAACCAAGAUUUCCUCAGGCAUCAAAAACAAGUAUUGGUCAUGUUGUGCAACUACUGUAUCGAGCUUCUUGUUUUAAGGUUACUAAAAGGGAUGAAGACUCUUCCCUGAUGCAGCUAAAGGAGGAAUUUCGGAGUUAUGAGGCAUUACGCAGAGAACAUGAUGCCCAAAUUGUUCAUAUUGCUAUGGAAGCAGGACUCCGUAUUUCACCUGAGCAGUGGUCCUCACUUCUGUAUGGUGACUUGGCGCAUAAAUCACACAUGCAGUCUAUCAUUGAUAAGCUGCAGUCUCCAGAAUCAUUUGCAAAGAGUGUCCAGGAAUUGACAAUUGUUUUGCAACGAACAGGUGACCCAGCUAACUUAAAUAGACUGAGACCUCAUUUAGAGCUUCUUGCAAACAUAGACCCUAAUCCAGAUGCUGUUUCACCAACUUGGGAGCAGCUAGAAAAUGCAAUGGUAGCUGUUAAAACAGUGGUUCAUGGCCUUGUGGACUUCAUACAAAAUUAUAGCAGAAAAGGCCAUGAGACACCUCAGCCUCAGCCAAACAGCAAAUAUAAGACUAGCAUGUGCCGAGAUCUGCGACAACAAGGGGGGUGUCCACGAGGAACAAACUGUACUUUUGCCCAUUCUCAGGAAGAGCUUGAAAAGUAUCGAUUAAGGAACAAAAAGAUCAAUGCAACUGUAAGAACGUUUCCUCUUCUAAAUAAAGUUGGUGUAAACAACACUGUCACAACCACAGCCGGAAAUGUCAUUUCUGUCAUAGGAAGUACUGAAACAACGGGGAAAAUUGUUCCGAGUACAAACGGAAUUUCAAAUGCAGAAAACAGUGUUUCCCAGCUAAUCCCACGUAGUACUGACAGUACAUUAAGAGCUCUGGAGACUGUGAAGAAAGUGGGGAAGGUUGGCACUAAUGGUCAGAAUGCUGCUGGGCCUUCUGCAGAGUCUGUAACUGAAAGUAAAAUUGGUUCUCCACCCAAGACUCCUGUAAGUAAUGUAGCGGCUACCUCAGCUGGGCCCUCUAAUGUUGGAACAGAGCUGAAUUCUGUGCCUCCAAAAUCCAGCCCGUUUAUAACUAGAGUACCAGUAUAUCCUCAGCAUUCUGAAAACAUUCAGUAUUUUCAAGAUCCAAGGACUCAGAUACCCUUUGAAGUCCCACAGUACCCACAGACAGGAUACUACCCACCACCUCCAACGGUACCAGCUGGCGUGGCUCCCUGUGUUCCUCGCUUUGUGAGGUCCAAUAAUGUUCCAGAGUCCUCCCUCCCACCUGCUUCCAUGCCAUAUGCCGAUCAUUACAGUACAUUUUCCCCUCGAGAUCGAAUGAAUUCUUCUCCUUACCAACCUCCUCCUCCGCAGCCGUAUGGACCAGUUCCUCCAGUACCUUCUGGAAUGUAUGCUCCUGUGUAUGACAGCAGGCGCAUCUGGCGCCCACCUAUGUACCAACGAGAUGACAUUAUUAGAAGCAAUUCUUUACCUCCAAUGGAUGUUAUGCACUCAUCUGUCUAUCAGACGUCUUUGCGAGAAAGAUAUAACUCAUUAGAUGGGUAUUAUUCAGUGGCUUGUCAGCCACCAAGUGAGCCAAGGACAACCGUGCCUUUACCAAGGGAACCUUGUGGUCAUUUGAAGACCAGUUGCGAGGAGCAGAUGAGAAGAAAGCCAGAGCAGUGGGCACAGUACCACACUCAGAAAGCACCUCUUGUCUCUUCAGCUCUUCCUGUGGCAACACAGUCACCAACACCACCUUCUCCUCUAUUCAGUGUAGACUUCCGCAGUGAUUUCUCUGAAAGUGUGAGUGGUACAAAAUUUGAAGAAGAUCAUCUUUCCCAUUAUUCUCCCUGGUCUUGUGGCACCAUAGGAUCCUGUAUAAAUGCCAUCGAUUCAGAGCCCAGAGAUGUAAUUGCUAAUUCAAAUGCUGUGUUAAUGGACCUGGACAGUGGAGAUGUUAAGAGAAGAGUGCAUUUAUUUGAAACUCAGAGAAGGACGAAAGAAGAAGACCCAAUAAUUCCUUUUAGUGAUGGACCUAUCAUCUCAAAAUGGGGUGCAAUUUCCAGAUCUUCCCGUACAGGUUACCAUACCACGGAUCCUGUCCAGGCCACUGCUUCCCAAGGAAGUGCAACUAAGCCCAUCAGCGUAUCAGAUUAUGUCCCUUAUGUCAAUGCUGUUGAUUCAAGGUGGAGUUCAUAUGGUAACGAGGCCACAUCGUCAGCACACUAUAUUGAACGGGACAGAUUCAUCGUUACUGAUUUAUCUGGUCAUAGAAAGCAUUCCAGUACUGGAGACCUUUUGAGCAUUGAACUUCAGCAGGCCAAGAGUAACUCAUUGCUUCUUCAGAGGGAGGCCAAUGCUCUGGCCAUGCAACAGAAAUGGAAUUCCUUGGAUGAAGGCCGUCACCUUACCUUAAAUCUUCUGAGCAAGGAAAUUGAACUGAGAAAUGGAGAGAGUGAUUAUACAGAAGAUGCAACCGAUACUAAGCCUGAUAGGGAUAUUGAGUUAGAGCUUUCAGCACUCGAUACUGAUGAACCUGAUGGACAAGGUGAACAAAUUGAAGAGAUCCUAGACAUACAGCUUGGUAUCAGUUCUCAAAAUGAUCCAUUGCUGAAUGGAACAGCAGUGGAAAAUGGCCAUCCAGUCCAACAGCACCAAAAGGAGGCCCUGGAGCAGAAGAGACAGAGUUUAGGUGAAGACCAUGUGAUUCUGGAGGAGCAAAAAGCAGUUCUGCCAGUAACUUCUUGCUUUAGCCAGCCACUCCCAGUGUCCAUUAGCAAUGCAAGUUGCCUCCCCAUCACCACAUCUGUCAGUGUUGGCAACCUCAUUCUGAAAACUCAUGUUAUGUCUGAAGAUAAAAACGACUUUUUAAAACCUGUUGCAAAUGGGAAGAUGGUUAACAGCUGAAAGGAGGUUCAUCUUUCAAAUUUGUGACCAUACCAUGGAAGCAUUUACACUAGCUUUUUAUAUAUAUAAUAUAUAUUAUAUAAUGUAUAUUUUUUUUAAAAAAAAAGAUAUUACUGGGGGCAUCCAUUUCCUGUGGACUCUUUGAUACUUCAAGCCCUCUUGCAUUAGCAUUAUGAAAAAAAAGAAAAUUUACUUUACUAGGGUAACACGUUCACUUUCCAGAAGUGAUUGGAAUUUGGACAUUUAACUUAAGCUUCAAGCAGCUUUUUAUGAGUUUGUAGCAAUCCGGUGCAGUAACUGAGCCAUUUCCUAUUUUAAAUGGCUUCUAUAGAAAAUUAACAACUCAGUUAUUAAACUAGCAGGAUCCUACAAUGAUACAUCUAGUGAAAGUAGACUUUAAUUAACUUAUUUAUUUCUAUUUUUUGUUUCACUGAGAGAAAUUUCCAUCUCAUUCCAGCUGCUUUAUUUAUCUUUUUCAUGGAACUUUGCAUGGAUUUUUUUUUUCUUUUUUCUUUUUUUUUUUUUUUACUUUGAAGAGUGGAGUUAGAUGUUCUUACCAUAGAAUUUUACAGGGUUAUAUACUAGCUUUCUUUACUGCAUUAUAUGUAGGAGUGUUGGUGCAGUGCUUUUAUCUGUAACAUUUAAAUUUUUUUUAAUUUUCCAUUUUUCAAGAAUAGUUUCUGCUUUGUUAAUAUUUAUACACAGGCUACUUGUUGAAGUAAGUAAUUAAAUAUAUAACCAAGUGCCUAAGUCUUUCAGCUGAUGUACUAGAUAUUAAAUUCUCCUAAGUUAUGCAGAAUCGUUUUUACAAUUUUGAUAAAUUAUGCACUAAUGUAAUGGCAGUUUUUUAAAAUGCAGAUUUAAGCCUGUACAUUAUUGAAUCUGAUGACUUGGCAAAAGAAUCAGGUGCUUUCAGCUUUCUUGAGAAAACCCUGUAUGUAGCGUUUGCACUGACUAACAAGAUGGUAUUGCUGGGUUUUUAAUUUAAACUAAUUAAUUUGGAUGUUCAUUGCAUUAUCUUGGUUAAAUAUUGUUUAUUGUUACUUCAUGUUGGGGUUUAAUUUUCCUUGUUUUCUGACUGUUAGGUUGAUAAGACUAUGAACCAUGUAAUAAGAGAACAUUGGCUAACCUGUAUUCAUACUUAAAAACAUGAAUAAUUUCUGCCCUGCUAAAAUGUGACUGAAAAGUGUUUUGACUUGGCAUCUGAAAGUAUGCAGUAUGUUCAACCAGCCAUGCCCCACAUCUGUGGGAGAUAUUUUAUAGAAACCUAAGUUUCAGUCAACCUUUGAAAACAAAAGCUGGGCAUUCCUUCCUGGUAAUCUUACCUAUAGUUUGUCUCUUUGUUUUUCCCCCAUUUCUUUAAGAUUGGUUUGACUUUUAUUAUUAUUUUUUUAAUUAACUUCUGUGAAGUUGUUUACUCUGAAAAUUGUACUGGAAUAUUUUAAGCCAAGCUGAUCUUUCACCAGGUGUACUGUAUGUAAGGGCUUUUCCUGCUAGCAAGAUGCUUAAACAGGAUCAUGUUAUUGGUCGUCUGAGCUAUUUAGUUGUUUUACAAAACCACAGCAUUGUAUCAGAUAAGAUUUUGAUAAAAAGUUUUGUGCACAUUUCCAGGGGCGGGAGGGUUGACAUUUCCCUGAAAUUUCUUGAUCAGAAUGAGUAAAUACUGGUGUUUGAUACCUGUCUUAAUGAACAUGCUCAUAAGGUGACUGAUAAGUUGUAAAUAUACCUGAGAAACAAAGGGGUAGUUUUGAUAUUCUGGUGUCAGUAUGGAAGAUCUUACACAUUUAUUUAAUACUCAGAUGUAUGAAGAUGUUUGUUUGUAGCAUAACAGCACAGUAGCCUUGACUUAGUUUCCUUCGGUUAGUACUGUACCUUUUUGCCAUGGCCAGUGCUCCCUAUCCCUACAAAGACAUUUUAUUUAUUUCACUCUGUAACCUGAAAUGAAUAGGAACAAGAGUUUUAAACCAUGUUACAUUAACUUAUUUCUGACAUUAUAAAUUAGCCUAGGAUAUUACAGGAACAUGAUUGUUAUAUAAUUUAUAUCAAAACAUUUCUAUAAAUACGCGCUUAUUACAUUUGAAAUGCUUCCAAUGUACUUUAUUUGCUGUUUGUAUUUCCAAAAAGGAUAUGCAAACCAGUAUGUCUAUUUCAUGGAUAUUUAAAUAGUGAGAUCUUCCAUGUUGAAGGUAAUGUAUUUUUUUUUAAGAUUUUAAAAUUGCUAUUUUGUUACAAAAUAGAGACCUAUUAACAGUUCGAGAGCUCCUUAUGUGCCCUCAGGGAAAGAACCCUCUGUGCAACAGAACUACGCAAAACAUCUUCAGCACGUUCUGAGGGUGAAUAUAUACUACAUAAAUUGAUCUUGUGUAUUUAACCUUAUCUUUUUAAUUUUAAAAUUGAAAUUUUGAAACUUGGUUGUGCUCUGUUGGAGGGGGUUGGGAUAAACUGCUUAGGUGUUUGCCUACUUGUCCAGUGAAAUUACAUUUGCAUCAGUGUAUGUAUAUACCUGCCGACCUUAUUGAUAUGUCUCAGAACAUUUAUAUUAAAAUAAUGCUCGUCUUGCAGCAGGUGAUCCCAUAAAACAAUAACUCCCUGUUAAAAACUUACUCUUUUUCUCACUAACAACAUAGGAAUUGUUUCUGUAUUGGGAUUAUUCUGUAUUGCAUCCUUUAUGUGGUGGCCAUCUUCUGUUUCUCAGAGUGGGUUUAAUGUGAAGUAAAGACAUUGGUUUUCUGCCACUUCAGAGGAAAGAGCAGUUUAUCUGUUCCUUCUUCAAAAUGGUACCUACUGAUGUCAUAGAGGAAAAAAUUACAAAUCAGACCUAAGAUGUGACUUUUUAAAAUUGGGAGCAUUCUGUGUCAUUUGACCUGUUUACCAACAUGUUAUGAUGUACUUAUGUUUGAAACCAAAGGAUAUAAAGCAGUAGAAGAGGAAAUUUGUAAUGUUGGUAAUAACUAAACUGCGUAUGUUGCCUAUUGUCUAAUUAGGAAAAGGUAGUCUGAGGUCUAGCAAGUGGGGAAACGGUGGGUUUUUGUUCUUUGUGUGUUUUUUCCCCACUUUUUAUGUUUUUGUUUUUCAAUUUCUAAGUCCUAUUGUGAAGUCCAUGUGCCUCAUUUAGAUACUGUGAAGGUAGCACCAGUACUUCUCUUUUGUGGUCUCAUUUCAUUUUCUAAAUUCUGAGAAAGUUACAUAUGUAUUUCAUCUAGUUGGUACCUGAACAAAGCAGAUUCCCUUGCCUUUGCUGCCAUGACUUACUUUCAGUACUAUCUGAUAAAGCAGUGUCAUGCAUGAAAGUUGUGCAUUGUAAUUUUCAAGAGAAGGGACUUCAUUGGGCCAGUGACACUGAUUUUUUUCUUAGUAGCUAUUUACUCUCAUAAAAGAAUAGUAAAAGAAACCUCCUAUACUAGAACUAAAAUUUUCCAUUUGUAUGGAUCUAGUCACUUUCACUCAAAUUCCAAGUUGAUGCUAAGUAUGUAAAGUACAUCCCAAUUUUAUAUGCUCCUUUGAGAAAAUUACGGGAUGCACAGCAGUGUAGGAAUUUAAAAUGGGAUCGUUUAAACAUUUGGAAACAUUGUUUUAAAAACCAUCUAGCUUGCUUUUGCAUUUUAGAUGUUAAAGCCCAUGUUGUCUUGUUAACAGGGGUGGGAUUUUUAAUGAUCAGAUUCAGCAUGUGAUUUCAACUUUUGAGUAUUUCUUCCCUAGCUUCUUUUGAGCCAUUUUCUGAGCAGACUGUCACCAGUAUUGGUAACUAAUCAUUAAAGGGAAAAGUUGCGUUGUAUGUAUUAGUUUCCUGGAAGAACUUUUCUUGUGUUUUAGUGAAUGAAGAGUGUUGAUGGGAUCACUUACUGUAACUCUUACAUAAGAACCCCUUCUGCAAGCAGACCACAAAUGAACAUGCUCAAGGAGUAUCCCAUUUUCUGGAUAAAUUGAAUAAAUUUGCUUGUUACUCCUUUAUACUAACGAUUUCUUUGUAUCCCUUUGCUGGCAAGGGAAUACAAGGAGUCAAGGCCACUGAUCAGAACACCCCACAUUUGAGUGGAGUCUUAUUUCUACUCCAAGAGCAGUUAUUCCCCCAAGUCCAAAAUUGGCAGUUUUUUCUUUUUUUAAAUAAAAAUUUAAAAAUAUCCUCAAACCAGUGGAACAUAGACACUGGCUGCACUUAGUACUGCCAAAAGCCAAGGUCAUUUGCAUAUAUUCCAUCAAUCUGUCAAGAAUUAGGCCUCACUUUAUAACCCAAGGCAUGGAAGUGCAUGCAUUCUCUUAGCUGGGCAAACAAUUAUACUGUAGUUGUGAUACAACACAUGUGGCUUUUAUUUGUACUGCACAUAUCCACUGUACAGCCACUUGGGAGUAUCGUGGUUAGCUUGCAGCAACUGCUGUCUGCAUUUAUACUGUUUAUUGCAUAUUCUUUUCCCUGGAAGUGAAAGAGAAAUGUUUUUCUUGUUGCAUUGAUUACAUUUUAUAAAUUUGCUUAGCUGGAAAGUUUGGGAAAAGAGGCCUGUUUGUCAAUUGUACAACCGAUUGUGAAGCUCUAGUGUGAAUAUUUUUACGUCUGUAUUAGACAUUUUCUUUGCAAAUCUAUUGUUCGAUUGAAAUGUAAAUGAAAUUAAAGAUGGUGUACACCCAUCAUGUAAAAAGCAGGCACCAUCUCUAAGAUGGAUUUAAUGCUCAUUUUUAAGGCAUAUACUCAGCUUCUAUUUAAAACUAUAAUUUAAAAUAAUUCUGUACAAUGAAAUGGGGAAUAUAUAUGGGAAUAAAUUCUAUUCCAUUUAUUUCAAUUUGAAUUUCCAAAUUGUAUUGUUUCCCUUUGUGCUAUAGGAAUAGGAUUAAAUGGGGGAAGGCUAGGAUUAUAAGGCCUGUAUCUGGGGGGAGGGCAGAGAUGGAACAAUGAGGGUUGUGAUGAUAGUGAAUAGCAAAGAGUGAAUUCUGUGUGUUUUUGCUGUAGCACUGAAGUGAAGAGAUAUUAGCUUUGGCUGUUCACAGAAUAGAGCAUCAUGAUUUUCAGUGUUUGAGAGAAAAUUGAUGGAAAAAGUUUGCAGUACUUGACAUGUAUUUGCAUGCACAAAAUAAAAUUAUUUGUCCACCUUAAAAGUUGUUUGUUACUGUCAAUAUUAAGUUUAUGGUGCAUUUUAGUUAUCUUGAUUUCCUUGGUAUAUUUUUUGGCUUAAUUAAGCUACCAGAAUACUCCUUAAGUUGAGAUUUAAAGAAAUCACCUGCCUCAUGCAUACUUCAUUGGGAAGGAUCUGAAAGAAAUUAAUGGACUAGGGAGGAUGAAAUACUUGUUAAUUUGAUGAGUCACUUCAUUUGUUCAAUAUAGAGUACUUUUAUAUGGGAGAUGAAGACAGAUAAUACUAGCAGUUCACAGUCUAGUGGAGAAAAUAGGACAAAUACGUAAAUAAUACAAAGCAGUGUAUUAUAGAAGUAUGAAGACAGUUCUGUGGAACCUCAGAAUAUGAACAGAGAAUGCCCUGAGUGGAUCUAGAUAUCAUUUUCACUGGACCUUGAGUAGUCUGUACAUUCACUCAGCUGAUAUAUUUUAAAGCCCUGUCUGUACUGGUCAUUAAGGUUAAAGGUCAAUGAAACAUAAGCCCUUUCUCUAGAAGCUAACAGUGUGGAAAAUGGGAAAGACAAAUCUGAAUAACUAGCUCAGGGAGCUAUGUUCUGACGUAGGGUGUGUGGAAACUCCAAAAGUGAGAUUAUGAGGUGGAUGGUAGAGGUGGCGAGCCAGAGGAGGUACUUUGAGAAAUGACCUCAGGCUAGACUUUGUAGGCUGAAUAACAUUUCACCAAGGAGAGAUAAGGGGAGAAAACACCCUGAGCACUUACUCUACCUUCAGAACAACCCACUCUAUCUUAAUAGUCCUUCAUAAUAAUAGAUAUUAUGGUCCCUAUUUUAUAUUUGAGAUGUUAAGUAACUUCCUCAAGACCUUGUAACUAGAAAGUAGUGGAGUCAGAAUUCUGAUUGAAGUCUGUCCUUGUUCUACCUCCCAAAGGUGGUGAUGGUGGUGGAUGGAACCUAUUUUAGCCAUAAGUGUUAACAGUGGAAAGAGUGUUUAAGAAAUAGCUUAACUAACUCUUAGAGCACUUAAUAUGUUCCAGACACAGUUUUAAAUGCUGUAGGUAUAUUGUAAUCUAGGACCGUUAUUGUCACCAUUUUACAGAUGAGAAAACUGAGGUAGAGACUGUAAAAAAUUUGCCUAAGUUUACACAGCUAAAUGAGGUAGGGACCUCUGUGAAGGACAUUGAAUACCAUACUGAAGAGACCAUUAGGGAGUCUUGGAAGUUAGAUGACCCAAACAAUUUGGGGUUUUAGCAAGAUCACUUUGGCAGUAGAGUGAGGUGAAGCUGGAGAUAGACCAACAGGGAGGCCAGGUCGACAAUCUAGGUAAGCAGUGUUUAGAGCAUGGCGAAGUGGAGAUGCCGGGAAAAGAUGAAUUUGACACGUAGGAGAGAGCAAUUGACGAGAUUUGUUGUAGAGGGAAUGUAUUAGACACCUACACAUUAUAGUGAAUUAAAUUUGGUUUAGAAUCCCAGACCUUCUUGCCGGCAACAGACCGACAUUUGUGAAACAUGUAAUCUUGUAUAAGCCCUGGAGUGACUACUGAGAUCAGGAAGAAGAGGAAAAACCAUGGAUAGUUGAUCCAGGCAAAGGAGAAGAAACUUAACAAAGGAAAUGAAAUUCCAGGAAGAUUUUAUUCCCUUUAUAGUUAAUACCUAUUGAAAUAAUUAUCAUGCACUUAGAUUCUUUGUAAUUGAAAACUCCAUGGUGUGGUAGUUCCAAACUCACCUGCACAUUGCAAUCACCUAGGGAUAUUUUAAAAAUCCUAAAGCCCAGAUAACACUCCAGACUGAUUAACUCACAAUCGCUGAGGGUGGGACCAAGGCAUCAGUACUUUUGAAGCUCCCCAUGUGCUUCCAAUGUGCAGAAAAGUUUGGGAAUCAGUGCCAUAAUGAGUGAAAAUGGGUUGGGGGCCUGUCUUAGCCCAGGUGCACUAGAUGACAUCCAUCAUCAAAUGUUCAGGCCCAUAUGGUCUUUUCAGACUCAUUCAACAAAUAUUUUUUUGAGAAUCUGUGUCCCAGCCAUUAGGGAUACAGGAGUGAACUAGUCCCCUAACUUCAUGAAACUUACAGUUGGAGAGACAGACAAGAAAUAAAUAAAAGGUGAAUUUAGAUAAUGAGGAGUAAUACAACCAGAACAAAUAUAAUGCCAGAUGAUGAGAUUUUAUAAGGUGGGAGUGGUAAUUCUCAGCACUGUGGACAGUUUUAGAUAAGCCAGUCUACCAAACAUCUCCAUUUGGUUCUCUAAUAAACACCUCAAACUUAACAUAUCCAAAUCUGAGUUUCUGGUGUCUCCCCAAACUACCCUUUCAGUCUUCCUCAUUUCAGUUACUUCCGCCCUUGGCUACUCUCACUCGCACCUAGUCCAGCAGCAAAUCCUGUCAGCUCUACCUUCAAAAUAUAUUCAGAAUUUGACUACUUCUCACCACCUAGGUACAACCCACAACUCUCUCUCUCUCCUGAAUUGUAAUAGCCUCCUGUUCUCCCUGCUUCUGCCCUCGCCUCCGUUCAGCUUAUUCUCAUCACAGCAGCUCGAAUGAGCUCAUUAAAAUGUUAAGUCUGAGCAUUUCACUCCUGUGCUCAAAACCCUUCAAAUGCUUCUCAUCUCACUCUGAGUGAAAGCCCAAAGUCUUUUCUUUGAAACUCCCUGUGCUCCAGCCACACUGGCAGCUCUGGUGUUCUCCACCAGGCCGGGCACACUCCCAUCGCAGGGCCUUUACACUUGCUGUAAGGAUAGAAGGCUUCCCCCACCCCCAUCGGAUAUCUUCAUGACUAGAUCUCUCACUUUCUUCAGGUGUUUACUCAAAAGUCAACCUCAGUGAGAACUGCAUGAAGAAUAAUAGUGGGGGAGGGAGGUGCUAUUUAGAAUAGGUAUUUUAACCCAAGAAACAGAUCAACUAAAGAAUUUUUUAACUUUAUCUUCUGAAAUAAUUAUGGAGUCACAGGAAGUUGCAAAAAUAAUAGAGAGGACCCAGGUAUCCUUUACACAGUUUCCCCGAUGUAGCAUCUUAUAUAACUAUAGUAUAAUAUCAGAACCAGAAAAUUGACAUUAGUAACAAUCUGCAGACCUUAUUCACAUUUCACUGGCUUCACAUGCACUCAUUUGCCUGUGUGUGUGUGUGUGUAGUUCUAUGCAAUUUUAGCACAUGUAGAUUUGUGGAACCACCACUGUUCUCAAGAUAACAGAACUGAAAAAAAAGAUAACAGAAUUGUUCCAUCACCUCAGUGAUCCCUCGAGCUUCUCGUUUGUAUUCACAUCCAUUCCCCUCCCUUACCCCCAUUCUCCCAUCCCUAACUCCUGGCAACCACUAAUCUGUUCUCCAUCUCUAUAAUUUUGUCAUUUUGAGGAUGUAUAAAUGAAAUUAUACAGAAUGUAAUCUUUUGAGAUUGGCUUUUUUCAUGCAGCAUAACUCCCUUGAGAUCCAUCCAAAUUGUUACAUGUAUUAAUAAUUUCUUCAUUUUGGUUGCUGAGUAGUAUACCAUGGUAUGGAUGUACCACAUUUUGUUUAAACAUUCACCCAUUGAAGAGCAUGUGGAUUGUUUCAAAUUUUUGGCUAUUACAAAUAAAACUGCUAUGAACAUUUGUAUACAUGUUUUUGUGUGGAC